This is a messenger RNA of Amoebophrya sp. A25, 225 nucleotides long. NCBI's taxonomy places the organism in Eukaryota, Dinophyceae, Syndiniales, Amoebophryaceae. The record is from the annotation of a GenBank genome assembly.
AGCCAACGAACAUGACCGAAGAGGUGACCAAAGCGCUGGCCACUCUGAUGCGGUCAGAAAUGAGGCUAGGCCUUUUGGAAAGGCUCAGGCACAGCGCACCAGUGCGCACACUGCUGGAAGAGGUUCAAACAUCCGUGUGGACUUGCCGCAUCGAAUGGUCGCAGUUCGAGCAGAUGUGGAAUCUGCUGGUCUCUACGCAGGCCAUCAUUCCCAUGAAGUACACCU